This is a messenger RNA of Galleria mellonella (greater wax moth), 754 nucleotides long. RefSeq lists its product as uncharacterized. The transcript has 2 exons. NCBI's taxonomy places the organism in Eukaryota, Metazoa, Arthropoda, Insecta, Lepidoptera, Pyralidae. The coding region runs from base 192 to 701 and encodes 169 amino acids. The record is from RefSeq and is a predicted model, not a curated record.
UUUUUUUUUAAUGUACCUAGGAUAGAUAACAAAUAUGGUGAUGUGUUCUGAUCAUUUUAUUUUUUCUUUCUGGCAAAUGUACUGUUUUGUUGGUACACUAUAUUCCUUACUUUAUACUUAUACCAUUUUCAUUUUAUUUAUUUAGAAUUUUAUAAAUAAAAGGUAAUACGUCGACGUGGAGCCACCACGUAAUGCCGAGGAUACGAAGAUUCUGUUGCGAUGACGAGACCGGUGAAAUUAUAACUCACCAUGUCAACAAUGAGACCGGAGAGCCUGUGCUGCCACAAACUACUCAUUCCAUGUCUAUGCGAGUCACUAAUGCGAGACCACAAAACAAAAUUGAGCCCAUUAAAUUUACUAAAGGGUAUGUGACUAACACAAGAAAAUUCCGGUCCCUCAAGGCGAAUAUAAUAGCUGGCUCCCACACCUUCAGUUAUAGAUUGUUCUUAAUACCGGCUGCAGCAUUAUUUCCCAAUCUUGCGUCCAUGUUGCUAAUGAUACUUGAGAUAUUUCUACAUGUCCAAUGUCACAAAAAGAACAAGAGCCUCAAGAAUACAAAAUUGUAUUAUCGCAGUCCAUUCCACAUUAUAACGAGUGUGUUCUGUGGUGUUUGCCGUGAAAACGAUGCUGCAUCCAGGAUAGAGCAGCUGCAAGAUGAAAGGCGUCAUCGCUACCAUUAUAUUAGGGGGAUGGCUUUGUAAAACCUUAUGUAUGCUUUAUUUAAAAAUAUAUGUAAGUUUGUAAAAAUUGAAAA